ACUACCAUUUUCGGAAUCAAAUGAUAGUUAUGUGAUCAGUUAUAAUCGUGUGUUCAGAUUUAUCAAUUUCCAAGUUCAAUCACUAUUAUCAUACUAUUCCAUAAUUAGAUCAACAAGAUUAAAGUAAAUGUUUUAAUUGUUAUAAUUAGAGUCACUCUAAUAACUUAUGAUAUACUAAUUACUUGUGACGAAAUUCUAUUAUCGAUUUGUGAAAAAUGUGGAAUAUUUGUGGAAUUAUAGAUUCUUCAGUUGGAUUUGGACACUUUCUAUAAUUGAUCCUCCCAAGAAUUAUUAAAUCAACAAAGUGUAUUUUAUUGUCAUUAUCCCAAUAGUAUAAUUUGAGAUCAGAUGAUGAUGAUAUGCAACAGUUCUAUUAAGCUUUUUUAAAUUUGGUAUCAUUCUUUGAUAUCGGAUUCAAAAAUAGUGAUGAAAUGAUUUAGAAUCGCAAAGUCAGAACUCUUAGUUAAAAAAUGUACAAUGAGGAAAAUCAUAACACAAAAUUAAUACUUUAUAUCACUA
Molecule: messenger RNA, 519 nt
Organism: Paramecium octaurelia
Lineage: Eukaryota; Ciliophora; Oligohymenophorea; Peniculida; Parameciidae
Source: the annotation of a GenBank genome assembly